GGUGGGCUGUGUGGGGAGGGCUGAUGGGACACGGCUGGGGGCAGGCGGCCCGCAUGAGCCCCCUCUGCAACCCUUCUGGUCUGGGGAGGGUGGUUGUGGCCAGGGCGACAUGGGGGUAAACCGGAUGUGGACUUCGGUUUACUGGGGACUUUGGCAAACAGGAGGAAAGAAGAGGUGCCUACAGUGAAGAAGCAGCCUGGCUGCGGGCUAGGCGGGCUCUGGGUUGGGGAGGACUCGUCCGGGGCUGCGCACACCCGUUCUUGUGCCGACCGGGGAGGCGGAGAGGCCAGAAGCAGAGCUUUCCGCUGACCUUCGUGUCUGCCUGAGGCCGCUCCGGGCCACAGGUCAGGGGAGCCGGUCUUAUAUGGGGCGCGCAGGCCGCGGCCCCCCCCCCCCCCCGCCCGGAGACACUCAAGGUCCGUGCGGUGGGGGGCGGGGCCGGGGCGGGGCCACACGCUCUGCCGGGCAAUGCGCACUCAUCGGCCGUCCCUCCCGCCGCGCUCCUCGGGACGCCUGGCUCAAAGCGCUCGGCGGCUCCGAUGUUGGCGCCCCGGGCCAAAGAGCCCGCGGACCCCAUGUCCCAGAACGAGGCCGACCUGGGCUUGCGGCCCCUCGGGGCCUCAGGGCCGCCCCGCUCUGGGCCCCCUGCCCGCCGUGUGCGCCGCUUCUCCGGCCGGGCUGAGGCCCGGCCGCGCGCCUCGCGCCCCGGCCGCCGCAGCUCCGUGGACCUGGGGCUGCUGAACCUCUGGUCGCAGCCCUCGGCGCCCGGCCUCGAAUCCCCGGACCUCGCGGACCCCGGCCCCGCUCGCAGCCCGCCGCCCGGCUCCCGGGAGCCCCCCGAGGGCGCGUGGCCCAGGGCCACCCCAGCACCGCCCGUGGAUUCCGCGCGCCCCGAGCUCGCUGGGACCCCCGGAGGACCGGGGCACGGGGAGCCACCGCGGGUGCCCGACGGCGUGGUCCGGGAGCGACGGCGGGAGCUGGAGGAGAAGGAGGACACGGAGACUCAGGCCGUGGCGACGUCCCCGGAUGGCCGGUACCUCAAGUUUGACAUCGAGAUCGGGCGCGGCUCCUUCAAGACCGUGUACCGGGGGCUGGACACCGACACCACGGUGGAGGUGGCGUGGUGCGAGCUGCAGACUCGGAAACUGUCCCGCGCGGAGCGGCAGCGCUUCUCUGAGGAGGUGGACAUGCUCAAGGGGCUGCAGCACCCCAACAUCGUCCGCUUCUACGAUUCCUGGAAGUCGGUGCUGAGGGGCCAGGUUUGCAUCGUGCUGGUCACCGAACUCAUGACCUCGGGCACGCUCAAGACGUACCUGAGGCGCUUCCGGGAGAUGAAGCCCAGGGUUCUCCAGCGAUGGAGCCGCCAGAUCCUCCGGGGGCUUCACUUCCUGCAUUCCCGGGUGCCCCCCAUCCUGCACCGGGAUCUCAAGUGUGACAAUGUCUUCAUCACUGGCCCCACGGGCUCUGUCAAAAUCGGGGACCUGGGCCUGGCCACGCUCAAGCGCGCUUCCUUUGCCAAGAGCGUCAUAGGGACCCCGGAAUUCAUGGCCCCCGAGAUGUACGAGGAGAAAUAUGAUGAAGCCGUGGACGUGUACGCGUUUGGCAUGUGCAUGCUGGAGAUGGCCACCUCCGAGUACCCGUACUCUGAGUGCCAGAAUGCGGCCCAGAUCUACCGCAAGGUCACUUCGGGCACCAAGCCGAACAGCUUCUACAAGGUGAAGAUGCCGGAGGUGAAGGGGAUCAUCGAAGGCUGCAUCCGCACGGACAAGAACCAGAGGUUCACCAUCCAGGACCUGCUGGCCCACGCCUUCUUCCGCGAGGAGCGCGGUGUGCACGUGGAGCUGGCAGAGGAGGAUGACGGCCAGAAGCCAGACCUCAAGCUCUGGCUGCGCAUGGAGGAUGCUCGGCGAGGAGGCGGGCGCCCUCGGGACAAGCAGGCCAUCGAGUUCUUGUUCCAGCUGGGCCGGGACGUGGCAGAGGAGGUGGCCCAGGAGAUGGUGGCCCUGGGCUUGGUCUGCGAGGCUGAUUACCAGCCGGUGGCCCGGGCAGUGCGAGAGCGGGUCUCCGCCAUCCAGCGCAAGCGCGAGAAGCUGCAGAAAGCUAGGGAGCUGGAGGCCCUGCCACCCGAGCCGGGACCCCUGCCACUGACUGUCCCCGUGGCUCCAGGUGCCCCUGAGCCCGAGGAGCCGGAGGCCGACCAGCACCAGGCUUUCCUGUUCCGCCACGCCAGCUGCUCGUCCACCACCUCGGACUGCGAGACUGACGGCUACCUCAGCUCCUCUGGCUUCCUGGACGCCUCAGACUGUGCCCUUGCGCCCCCUGGGGAGGUGCCCUCCAGCCCUGCCGAGCCCCGGCUCCAUCUGCCUCCAGCUUUUGCUGUGUCCAUCCCACGUUCCGGCCCCGGCAGUGACUUUUCCCCAGGGGACAGCUGUGCCUCAGAGGCAGCGUCAGGCCUCAGCGACCUGGGCGAGGGCAUGGGGCAGAUGCGGAGACCCCCAGGGAAGACUCCCCGGCGCAGACCCCGGUCCCGGCUGCGGGUCAUGAGUGUCUCAGACCAGAAUGACAGAGUGGUCGAGUGCCAGCUGCAGACCCACAACAGCAAGAUGGUGACCUUCCGGUUCGAUCUGGACGGGGACAGCCCGGAAGAGAUCGCGGCUGCCAUGGUGUACAACGAGUUCAUCCUGCCCGCCGAGCACGAGGGCUUCCUGCGGCGCAUCCGGGAGGUCAUCCAGCGGGUGGAGAUGCUGCUCAAGAGGGACUCUGGCCGCCCCGCCGAGGCUACUGAAGACGCCCCGGGCCCCCAGGAGCAGCUGACUCCCCUGCCUGCCCUCCAGGACCUGCCCCGAGAGCUCCAGAGCAGCACCAGCCCAGGACAGCAGAGCUGGGCUGCCUUCUCCACCUCGCCGCCCCCGCCCGGCACGCCCUCGUCCCCGGCAGCCCCCGUCUUCCCCGUGGCUUCUCCCCCAUGUCUCGCCGGACCCUGUGUGUUCCCCCCCACUUCUGCCCAGCUCCCCGGCUCUCCCUGCUCCGUCCCCUCCCCCUCCCCCUCCCCCUCCAGUGCAGUCCAGGCCCCAUGUGCUCUGCUUCCCCUGGGCUCUCUCCCCAGCAGCCCCCAGGGCCCUCUGAGCCCCCCUCCUCUCCCUCUCUGUCCCUCCCCUGCCACUGCAGCCCCACUCCUUUCCCUGGCCAGUGCCUUCUCUCUGGCUGUGAUGACCGUGGCUCAGUCCCUGCUCUCCCCGAACCCCGGGCUCCUCGCCCAGUGUCCUCCAGCACCCCCUGGCCCUCAGCCUGGCCUGCUGCCUCCACCUCUGCUUGCUCCUGGAGGCCAGGAGAACCUUUUGCCCUAUGUGGCCAAGGCCGAGGCAGAGAGUGAGGUGAGGAGCCCCGAAGAGGUGGGAGCCCAGUCCAGGCCACUUCCCUCCGCUCCCAGCCACACCUCACAGGCCUCCCCGAGUCCUACAUGGCCAACCCUGGGAGAAGCCAGGCUGGCACCCAUCUCGGAAGGUGAGGCCUCAGACCCAUUGUGCCCUGCCCGGCCCCUGCCCCCAGCACCCUGUGCACCUGUGGGUCCCCCUCCUUCCUCCCCGCGUCUCCCCGCAGAGGGGAAGCCCCAGCUCGUGGGGCGCUUCCAGGUGACCUCGCCCAAGGAGCCCGCGGAGCAUCCUCCCAUGCAGCCAGCGAGCCCUGCUCUCCCCAGUUCCCCCAAGCUGCCAACCCCUCCGCUGAGCCCAGAAAGCUCAGACACCGAGGACAGUGCUGGGGGCAGGCUGGAGACCAGGGAGGCUCUGGCUGAGAGCGACCGCGCUGCCGAGGGCCUGGGGACUGCGCCAGAGGACGGGGAUGUGGGGAUGGAAGCCCACUCAGGGGACAGCCCGCCAGCCCUGGCCCAUCCCAGCCCGGUAUGGGUGAACUACUCGUACAGCAGCCUGUGCUUGAGCAGCGAGGAGUCGGAGAGCAGCGGGGAGGACGAGGAGUUCUGGGCCGAGCUGCAGAGCCUGAGGCAGAAGCACCUGUCCGAGGUGGAGGCGCUCCAGGUGCUCCAGAAGAAGGAGAUUGAGGACUUGUACAGCCGGCUGGGCAAGCAGCCGCCACCGGGCAUCCUGGCCCCGGCCGCCAUGCUGUCCAGCCGCCAGCGCCGCCUGUCCAAGGGCAGCUUCCCCACGUCCCGCCGCAACAGCCUGCAGCGCUCCGAGCCCCUGGGCCCUGGGGUCAUGCGCAGGAACUCCCUGAGCGGCAGCAGCACGGGCUCCCAGGAGCAGCGGGCAAGCAAGGGGGUGACGUUCGCAGGGGAUGUUGGCAGGAUGUGAAUUCAGAACAGAAGCCAGCGUCUCCCCCACAACAGGGCCCACCAUGGCGCCUGUGCUCUCAGAAUUGGAUGCUUUUCUGACCAGCUCAGCUCAGCAUGGACCCAGGACUCGGGACAUGGGGUGUGGAGUGGAGGGUCACACACAUGGGGACUGCCACGUGGAGGUGGCAGGUCUGUAGCCCAAUCUUCAUUUCACCCCGGCUCUGGCCAAGGGCCAACCACUACACCAUCCCACCCAAGCCCAGAGGCUUCUAGAGGGCUCACUCCCAGCUGACACCAGAUUAGCAGCAGCUAAUAAAUACUGAGAUAAGGACUGUGAA
Heterocephalus glaber (naked mole-rat) is the source of this 4626-nucleotide messenger RNA. RefSeq names its product WNK lysine deficient protein kinase 4 (gene Wnk4). The record is from RefSeq and is a predicted model, not a curated record. Gene Ontology annotation, biological process: protein phosphorylation. Lineage: Eukaryota; Metazoa; Chordata; Mammalia; Rodentia; Bathyergidae. Gene Ontology annotation, molecular function: ATP binding; protein serine/threonine kinase activity.